Messenger RNA from Bipolaris zeicola 26-R-13, 1701 nucleotides. RefSeq lists its product as uncharacterized. The transcript has a single exon. The annotation marks the transcript as partial. Lineage: Eukaryota; Fungi; Ascomycota; Dothideomycetes; Pleosporales; Pleosporaceae. The record is from RefSeq and is a predicted model, not a curated record.
AAUGGUACAAGAAUUUCGGUUGGGAAGAAUCUCGCAAAGUGUUUGCAAGCAUUGAAAGAACUCGAGUGCGUGAAAAUAGGUUACAAGAUAUGGGCUGACGCGAUAUGCAUCAAUCAAGAAGAUUCAACGGAACGCAGUCGCGAGGUCAAGAAAAUGGCAGAGUUAUACAAAUCUGCCAGCAAUGUUGCCAUCUGGUUAGGAGAGUCAGAUGCUGAAAGCGACGAAACAUUCGACUUCAUCAACGCUAUCACAGCUGCUGCAAAAAAAGGGCCUGAAGUUGUAAAGCAGUACCUCUCUACUGUUCUCGAUAACUCUCACGAGUUCAGCCUAUGGAAGAGUAUGACAAGUCUGUUGUCAAGGCCAUAUUUUGGGCGACUGUGGAUCAUCCAAGAAAUGGCAGCAGGCGGGGAAGACAGUCUGGUUUUAUGCGGAGACAAAACAACAACAUGGGGGGCUUUGUACAAUGUGUACCACGAUCUCCGUCUUUGCGAUACUCAGACUGGGGAUUCAGAGCUUGCGUUGAUCUUCCGAGCGAGUCUGGAGCUGUAUCCGGCAGCAUACAAAGCUUACCGGGACGUGCCCUUCUACAUCUGGAAACAAGUGGAGGACUUUCAGACCUUGCAGAAUAACCAACGAGGAGGCAUUUCUAAACACAGUCGGCGGUUGUUAUCGCGCUGUCGCAUGGCAAAUUGUACCAACAAUUGGGAUCGGGUUUAUGGUAUUCUAGGGCUGCUCGAACCACACCUGGCUUUAAAGAUCCAAGUCAAUUACGAAGCUAGUAUUUCGGACGUCUACACAAGCUUCACAAGAACUUGGAUUGAGCAUACCGGGAAGCUGGAAAUCCUGGCUGAGUGUGGUGAAUCUGGCGAACAUUAUUUACGUGACGACACGAUACCAUCCUGGGCCGUGGAUCUGAAACAAACAAUCAAAAGCUUGGUAAGCAACUAUCACCAGCGCUAUCGAGCAUCUCUCAAUCUCUCGAUGAGUUAUCAGUUUAAUGGGACAUCCCUUCUAGUAAGAGGGGUUGUGUUUGGUGAGAUUGAUGGCGUUAGUGGAGUGCGUUAUUGGGAAGACGAGAAAGACGAGCCCGACUUUGUGAACCCGCAAUGUUAUAUAAAUCCCUACGGCGACGACGAAGCCUUUACGGAAGCUCUGUGGUAUACUCUGGUCGGCGGUCGUGAUGCCCAGGGUUACCCAGCCUCCGAUGCUCUUGCUUGCAUCUUGGAUGACACAAUUCUUGAUCCUGAUUGUGCACUUCCUUUUGAAUACGCCAAAGGAGACACGGAUGCAUCUUUGUGGUGGCACAUGCAUCUCUGGUGGAAACGGAAUGCCGAAUUCAACAUCAACGGCAGACCGUUAAAGCGGCACUUAAAACACAUGGAUGUCCGUCGACGCGAUUCAAGAUGUUACUUCGAUGCUCUGGCCCGAAUGUCGAGAUUUUUUUGGUCGAGGCGCUUGAUCGUCACCAAAACCGGUCAUCUCGGGGUUGCAUCUAGGCCUGUUCGCCGAGGCGAUCUUAUCGUAAUCAUUGGAGGGUGCAGCGUACCGCUCACCCUGAGAGCAAAGUCAUCGCUUGGUGGAGAAUGUUGUCCAACUUUUGAGAUCUUGGGAGAGUGCUUCAUUUACGGGUUCAUGAACGGCGAGAUCUCACAAAGCGUGAACACAGGCUUACACGCCAUGCAAGACCUGACUCUAAUAUAA